Molecule: messenger RNA, 2731 nt
Organism: Vespula vulgaris
Lineage: Eukaryota; Metazoa; Arthropoda; Insecta; Hymenoptera; Vespidae
Product: U8-agatoxin-Ao1a-like
Exons: 3
Coding region: 255-599 (114 amino acids)
Cellular component (GO): extracellular region
Molecular function (GO): ion channel inhibitor activity
Source: RefSeq, a predicted model, not a curated record
UCGUCGAGUACGAAGCUUAACCGGUGUCCUUUUCUCCUCAUAUCAAAAAAGAUAAAGAGAGAGAAAGAGAGAAGAUAUAAAAAAGUAAAUCAGAACAUUUUACGGUAUUAAGAGAAGCUAAUUUCUAUCUCUCAUAUCUUUUAUCCAUCCAUAUUCAACGAUAAAGAAAUAUUAUCUAAGAGAAAAGAGAGAGAAAGAGAGAGAAUAUUGUUGAAGAUCUAAUAAUAAAAAAGAGAUAGAAAGAGAUAGAAAAAAUGAAGUUCUCUUUGGUGUGGUUGUUCUGCUGUCUCGUCAUCCUGGCUGAAAGGACCCUUGGCAAUCCCUAUUUUGACGAAGAUUCGCUUGCUUUAGUCCCGGAAGAAGACUCAUUACAGGUAGUAGACUCAGACUAUUCAGACAAUGCCUUGGAGAAUUUAAUGCGAGCGGCUCAACAAAAGCGUUCCUCGUUGAUUCAUUUGUUCAGACGUGCCUGCAUAAGACGCGGUGGUAACUGCGAUCACCGGCCGAAGGAUUGUUGCUAUAGCUCGAGUUGCCGUUGCAAUUUAUGGGGUUCUAACUGUCAGUGUCAACGGAUGGGUCUCUUCCAAAAAUGGGGUUAAACUGGACGAUCCAAUCCUUAAAAUGACCCUGAUGAUCUCACUAUACCAAAUCCAACACUCUUAUAUUUCAUUUCCUUAUACAUUGUAAACCCCGACCCGACCCACCCACCUCCUUCAUCCUCAUUUCAAUACGCGAUAUCCUUCGAAAAAUGACAACAACAAAAUGGAGACAAAAAAAAUAUUAUAAUAAUAUAAUUAUAAUAAUAAUAAUUAUUAUUAUAUAAUGAUAAUGCAGAUGUUAACGAUAAUUAAUAAUUAUAAUGAGAAAAUUGAUAAAAGAAACCAUCUACGCACAAGCGCGAUCCAUUAAUUCGACGUUCGAUCAAUGAUCUAUCUUUAUUUAUUUUUAUUUUUAUUUUCAUUCGUUUAUUAUUAUGACUAUUAUUUCUUUUUUCUUUUUAUCGAUAUGUCGCUAAAUUUUAUUUAUUUCUUUUCCGAUUUUAUUCGUUGUCAGGAUCGAUGAUUCGUCAUGAAUUUUUUUUUUCUAAUCUCUCAUCUAACCACUAACUUUAUUAUUUUUUUUACUUAUAUACAUGUUAUAUAUAUAUAUAUAAAUUAUUUUAUAUGUGUCUAAAUAUGAAAUGAUUGUUAUAUAAUCGUUAUAUGUAGGAUCGAUGAUAUUUCGACGAAAUUUCUUUUAUUUUUCAAUCUCUGAUUAAAUUUCUAAAUCCUUUUCGUUUCUUUUCCUUUCAAAUUCUAAUCUUGAAUCUCUUCUUUUCUUUAAUCACUAUUUAAUUUCUUAUCUAUAUAAUUAGAUACGAAAUUUCUAAUCCCUCUUGGGAUAAACACUUCAUAAUCUUUUUUAUUUUUCUUUUACUUUUCUUUUUCGUUUGAUUAGAAAAAAACAAGUAAAAGAUAAAAGAUAAAUAAUUAUUUAAUCGAUUUAACAAGAACGUCGAAGGAUAUAAUCUUCUCUAUGAACUACCUCGUCUCCAAUUGUUCGAUUCUUUCUCUUUCCUUUCUCUCUCUCUCUCUUUCUCUCUCUCUCUCUCUCUCUCUUUCUCUUUCUCUCUCUCUCUCUCUCUUUUUCUCUCUUUUCCCCUUCCUAACUAUAUUCAUCCUUCGAGUUCCAACAACAACACGUCGUUCUAUCCACGAUAUAUCCUAGCAAAAGGAUCAAAGGAUCAGAGUCAAUUCAACGAAACCAUGAAGGAAUCUAAUCUAUGGUGCGACAUCAUCGAGGAAGAUAACAAGAUAUCAUCUUGACGACAUAAAAUCUGAACAAUACGAUUAUCGUUUUAGUACGCUUACCUUCAAUUAAUUUGCUAUUUUCGUUCGUCGUGCGUGAUUCUCCAUAGAAAAAAGAAAAAAAGAAAUCAAUAGAAAUAUUCCACGUUAUUGAGAGAAUUAAUUAAACGAGAACGAAGAAUCAUCAUCGAAGGCCACAAUAUCGUUUUAUCUAAACGAACGAACGAACGAACGAAGAAAUGAUUAAUAGAAAAUUUCGUAAAUUUCGUUUUUCAUCUUUUUUCUUUUUCUUUUGCGUGUUCUAGUUUUCUUGUACAUUUUGAUUAGAUUUUCUCGCGGCCUAAUGCUUCCUAAAUCCUUUUUCGCGAGCAACGACGAACAAUGGGAUAUAUGUAAUGGAAAAUAAUAAAUAAAUAAAUAAAUAAAUAAAUAAAUAAAUAAAAAAUAUAUAUACAUAAAUAUAUUAUAUAUAUACUAUCCGAGAAAUGUUUUUUCUUUUUCUAUUUCCUUUUCUUUUUUCUUUCUAAAGAUUUAUACGAUAUCUAGAAUGCUUGAAAAGGAACAUUGUUUUGUAGAUUGUAACAACGUAAUUUGUCGGGAAAAAUUAGAUGCGAAGAAAAAAAAAAAAAAAAAGAAUUUGGUCGCAAUGAUGCUAAAAAAAGGAACGCGAAGCAAGGAGAUCUCGAAUCGAAUCGAAGCAUCUUUGAAAUUAAAAACGACACACUCAUUUUAAGUGAUCUAUGCUAAUUUAAGUGAAAUAACCAAAAACGACAGGAAUACAAAUUUAAAAAAAGAAAGAGAAGAAAAAAGAAAAGAAAAAGAAAAAAAGAAUUAUAAAAUUUAAAAAUAAAACAAUAAUAUAUGUAAUUACGCAUUGUAUCCGAAGAUGGAUGUAAACGUACUGAUGUAUACCAUAUGGAAAUAUAAUAUAUAUUAUAUAUGUA